CUUCCCACAGGUUACAAACGGCAGUUAUGAAAGUCAAGCGUCGUAGUCGUGUUUUCCCUGCCCUCAGCCAAUCAUAAAGGCCUGACCUGUUCCGCAUCCGCCAAUCUGCAUGUUUGAAAGACGAACGCUUGCAGCCAUUGGUCUAACCUGGCCGGGCUCCCUAGGGCAGCCAAUCAGCGAGUCUUUUAGCUGGAAGCCACGAAGUUUAAAAACGGCCUAGUACUGGCUGGAAUGAUACGCUUGUGUGGGGUUUAGGCGUCAAGGUGUUCGGGGCUACGUGGUGGAUCUGGGAGUUGUACGUCGGUGGGCUUAUUUCGUGCGGGGGCAGAGAAUGCCGUCCCGGGUGGAGGAUUACGAAGUAUUGUACACUAUCGGCUCUGGCUCCUACGGGAAAUGCCAGAAGAUUCGCAGGAGGUCGGACGGGAAGCUGUUGGUAUGGAAAGAACUGGACUAUGGGACAAUGACCGAGGCAGAGAAACAGAUGCUGGUCUCUGAAGUGAAUCUGCUGCGAGAACUCAAGCACCCGAACAUUGUGCGUUAUUAUGACCGCAUCAUUGAUCGGACCAACACUACCCUCUACAUAGUGAUGGAGUACUGCGAAGGGGGUGACCUGGCCAGCCUCAUUGCUAAAUGCACUAAAGAAAGGCAAUAUUUGGAAGAAGACUUUAUCCUACGUAUUUUUUCCCAACUGGCCCUGGCACUUAAAGAUUGCCACAAAAGAAGCGAUGGUGGUCACACUGUGCUCCACCGAGACCUGAAACCUGCCAACAUCUUCCUAGAUGCCAAAAACAAUGUGAAGCUCGGAGACUUUGGGUUGGCCAGAAUACUGCAUCAUGACUCCAGUUUCGCCAAGACGUUUGUUGGCACACCAUACUACAUGUCUCCAGAACAAAUGAACAGAAUGUCCUAUAACGAGAAAUCUGAUAUCUGGUCGUUAGGAUGCCUCCUGUAUGAACUCUGUGCUCUCUCGCCACCUUUUACGGCUUACAAUCAAAAGGAACUGGCAGAAAAGAUCAGAGAAGGAAGGUUUAGGCGCAUUCCUUAUCGCUAUUCAGAAGAGCUUAAUCAAGUCAUAACAAACAUGCUCCAUCUAAAGGAUUAUUUAAGGCCUUCUAUAGAGGAGAUACUGCAGCAUCACUUAUUAGCAGAGUUGGUCAGGGAAGAGCAAAAGAAAACUGAAAAGAAAGUUUUGAGAGCUGCAGAGCAGGAAAGGCUAUCGAUGCCAGACCCUGUCCCCUCAGAACUCCGGUUAAAGGAACAGCAACUGCACACAAGAGAGCGAGCCUUAAGAGAAAGGGAAGAGCGCCUAGAGCAAAGAGAACGAGAGCUGUGUGUGCGUGAAAGGAUGGCAGAAGAUAAACUUGCCAGGGCUGAAACCUUGGUGAAGAGCUUUAACUUGAUGAAGGAACAGCACCUGUUUCAAGCUGCUCUAGAGAAUGGCAAAGACGCCUACGUGGAUAGUUCCUCUACCCGGAGCAGACGCCAUGUUCAUUUUGGCAGCAACAGUAAAGAGAAUAGCAGUACAGAUCGCUACCGGGAGCAAGAGAAGUGCAGUGACUUGCAGAAACGGCUGCAGGCUGCUAACAUUCGUGCCAAAGCUCUGUCUGAGCUGGAAAGGAAUUAUCAGCUGAAGAGCCGGCAGAUCCUGGGCAUGCGUUGACUCUUGCGCAACUAUGGAACUCAUACAAAAUAGCAAAAAACUGUUCUGUUCUCAAAAAUUGCUGUUAUUGCUCAAUUCUUCCCUAUAAGCAGAUAGCACCUUUUUCUCUAAUUUAUUGCGAAAUGUAAUAUGAAGCCAGUAGGAUAAGCUUGCUGUGAUGAAUCAAACACUACUUCUGUAUAGUGUUAUAAACAGAACCAAUCUACCUACUGGGAGAGGGGAUUCAAGCAAGAUGGAAGGGUGUACAUGGAUACAGAGGGACAGGCACAUUCAGAUUUUUCAUCAUCUAGUCUACUAGGGGGUACCAUGUAUUAACGUGGUACAGAACCUUCUAAUAAGACUAAAGGCACAGUCAGAUACAGGUCCCUGCUGGGGUCAGAGACUCUUCACCUGAUGUGAGGUGAGAAUGCAAGGAAGGGCCUGAGUGUAUCACUAUACACAGCUCAGAAAUGAGCCCCACUGACUUUUUGAAUAGAAAUGGAUUUCUGCAGGGGAGUGGUUUCCCUUGUGCUACUGUAUGGCUGCGAUUGCAACUGGGAAUGUUUGGACAUUUUGCAUUGGUUCAGUGCUAUUUAAAGUCACAUUUUUUUAUUGUUUUUAUUAAAAAAAGUUUUCUUUUUUUUUCA
Molecule: messenger RNA, 2286 nt
Organism: Xenopus tropicalis (tropical clawed frog)
Lineage: Eukaryota; Metazoa; Chordata; Amphibia; Anura; Pipidae
Gene: nek2
Product: NIMA related kinase 2
Biological process (GO): mitotic cell cycle; spindle assembly
Cellular component (GO): nuclear lumen; microtubule cytoskeleton; spindle pole
Molecular function (GO): protein kinase activity; ATP binding; kinase activity
Source: RefSeq, marked validated